Molecule: messenger RNA, 2594 nt
Organism: Varroa destructor (honeybee mite)
Lineage: Eukaryota; Metazoa; Arthropoda; Arachnida; Mesostigmata; Varroidae
Gene: ImpL2
Product: Ecdysone-inducible gene L2
Biological process (GO): homophilic cell-cell adhesion; synapse organization
Cellular component (GO): plasma membrane; axon; neuronal cell body
Molecular function (GO): axon guidance receptor activity
Source: RefSeq, a predicted model, not a curated record
CGGCGGCACUCUCCUGGGGGAGGCACGUCUGCGGUCAUAGCAGCAGCAGCAGCAGCUACUGCCAGCAGCUGCAAUUACACAACCAAGCGCCCACUUUCGCCAUUGAGGCCGUGGGCUGGAGGCCAUCAGUUCCUCAGCAUAAAAGGCCACGUUCGAGGCUAGUCGGUCUGUGAUUCUUGUUCGUGCUCUUUCGUCUCGUGUGCGUUCUACUGCCAGAAAGCCAGGGAAAAAAGGACGAAAUCCAAUAACCACAAAGCUUAAGAACAAACGAACUUGAUAACUAUACUAGUGCGCACGGAUCGGGAGGUCGUCUAUCAAAUCAGCGAAGAAAUUUAAUUCGCUUAAUCGAGGUUACAACAUUAGCACAUUUCCGGUUGGCGACAAGGACGGAUAGUUGCGACCACCUGUUGUUGUAGCUGCCAGGUGGCUAGAUUAUCCGGGACCUUACACGUGGUCCGGCACCAAGUUAUGAACCGUGGGUCGUGUAUAUUCGGUCGUAGUUCGCUCCUCCUCCCGGCACUGCUGGCAGUCCUACUAGGCCUGGUGGUCCUAUGCCAAUCUGCAGGAGCCUAUGUGCUGCCACGUCGUGGAGCAGUAUCCGGUCGCGAGCAGAACGUCGACGGUGUGGACGCCGGCGCAGGACCCUAUUUCAGCAGACACCUGCGCUCGCGAAUUCAUCGCAAUGGCCGAAGUGAUCGCCGUCGUCAUGGUCGCCUAAUCGUAAAUGUCACAACUUCUGAGCAAGCUGUUUUCCAGAAUGACCAAGCCGUCCUCCAGUGCGAGGCCACCGGUCCCUCCCCGGCGAUUGUUUACUGGCUCAAGAACGGAGAAAGGAUCUCACAGCAAGAUAAUAGCGAAAGCCUGAAUCUGGUCUCGUUUGAUGAUACCGACAUCGUUAAAUCUACCGAUUUUACCCUUACCACCGUCAAGUCGAAGUUGUACAUUGACUGUGCUUCAGCUGACGAUGAGGCCGAGUACACAUGCGUGGCCAUUAGCAAUGAACAGACGGAGUCGGCGACUUAUAAGCUUCAGGUGUCGCGGUCACCAAACCCAAUGACCCCGACAGGCUGUCGCACACACGCCAAAAAGUCACAUCAUAUCGGCAAGCCCGCGCGUAUCACAUUCUGGACUCACAACAAGUUGGUGCCACUCAGCUCCAGCGUAGUAUUGGUUUGUCGUGCACAAGGCACGAACCCGGCGAUUACAUGGGUAAACGAGGAGACUCAAGCGAUGAUCUCGGACUCAGAUGCGGAACGAAUCCACGUACGUGACAAUGGUGAUCUCGAGAUCAAGAAUGUUCAAUGGACCGACAUGGGCGGCUAUGCGUGUCAAGCGGAAAACGAGGUCGGCGCAGACCGCCAGGUCGCCUUCCUCUACCCCUACACUCCAUAAGACGCAGGCACGUAUGGAUGACCACGUCCGACCAUCUACGCAGUCAGCUCCUCAAUCAGGAGAACAAGAUAGCAGGAUAGCAGGAUGACAGGACUACACUGGAAGAAAAUAACCUGUGAAAAAAGUCUAUAUUUAUAUACAGACAUGUAGAUGUAUCGGCGGAUGUGUGGGCUGGGUAGGUUGUAACUUAUAACCGAUUAUUGGUGCGUGUGUCCAGCACGCCACCCAAAACAAACCGUACUGCUCCGUUUCCUUCCACACGGCCUGACUCGCGCGCCUCGAGGGGCCCUGAUUGGACAACAACUUUCUCGUACUCUGUUCUGCCACUCUUACUACUAUUACUACUAGUACUACUGUUACAACUAGGCAGAGCCCGGCUCACAAGCCAGUCUCUUUAGUCGAAGUAUGGCCCUCCCUCUUUGAAAACUUCUUUCACCUCAUCCCGUUUUCGCACUCGUGACAGGGACCACUGGGAAACAAACACGUUUUCACAUACACGGACUGAGCUCUGAACCACACUUAGUCUCUGGAUCCGAGAGUGAUUAUUGACCGGAUAGCCCUUCUUGCUAUGUCUUUCCAAGGACGUUGAUGACUAUGAUGAUUCUUGAUGAUCACUGACUGAGUACUGACCGCGCUUUCUUCAAUUCAACGAACCGAUACAUAGUAUAUAUAUAAUUAGUGGGCAACUACUCAAUGAGAUCUGAUAGACAGUGGUCAUCUUGAACAGAGCGCACCCGUCGAAUGCUACACACAAGAAAACAGCACAGAAAAAAAAAAUAUGGUAAAAUUAUAUGCACGAUGUUGUUCUAUUUGAGAUGGCACCGCUCCAUAGAGAUGUGUACGGUUCAAACACAGCGCCUGGUCACAUGCAAUCGUCAGAUGGACACCGCACAUUGAAAAGUGACAGGAUACUGCUCCUUGUGUCUCGUCCAUUUUUCUGACCUUACAUUCAACUAUAGCCGCUUCACCUUUACAUGAUCAGACUGCGUGUCUAGAAUUGUCUUCUAAACCUCUUUCGGUAAUUUGCUGCCAGCUUCUACUCUUACAAAUACUAUGACCACAGACGCUACAAGAUAGGGCCCAUAGCGUGGCCUUCGGUACUAGCAGCAAAUGCCAAAAAGUCAAAAAAAAAAAACGUUAGAAAUAACUCUAAUCGAGUCAACCAAGUAAUUAGCUAUUAACAAAUUAAUUAAUAAUCAUAA